Messenger RNA from Anolis carolinensis (green anole), 1255 nucleotides. It is a transcript of the gene cklf, whose product is annotated as chemokine like factor. The transcript is spliced from 4 exons. The record is from RefSeq and is a predicted model, not a curated record. The coding region runs from base 405 to 830 and encodes 141 amino acids. Gene Ontology annotation, cellular component: membrane. Lineage: Eukaryota; Metazoa; Chordata; Lepidosauria; Squamata; Anolidae.
AGUUCACCUUAUCCAGAGAGCAUUGAACCCAGCCAACGUUGGAUCUGGACCAAACUUAAGUGCUAUUACCUAACAUCCAAAAACAAACAAUGCCUUCUUCUAAUAACUCAGGUCCCCGUGCUAGUCCUUAAUAAUGAUGUUAAACAGCACAGUAACAGAAAUAUACACUGGAGAGAAUGAACUUCUCCUUCUGCGAUAUUGAGUUCUUGCAACCGAGUUUCCUGCCACACUGAGCAGGAAUGAAUCAGCAAAUCCAUCGAAUGAAAGGCCUGCUUCUGGCGAGGAGGCGCUUCUGAGGAGAUCCCCGCCUGCGAUCCUUCCAAGGCGAGGGCGAGGAGGGCACAGGCAGGGGCCCUUCUCCUCCUCCGAGCCUCGCGGGGACCAACGGCUCAGCUGCGGCGAAAAUGGUGGAGGUGAACCGGGCCUUCCUGCGCUCCGUGAGGGGCGGCCUCAAGAUGGCGCGCAUGGCCUUAGCUUUUAUGGCAACGGUUACUUUUGGUGUUGGUCAAUCUCAUGAAGCAUAUCUAACACUUGGAAUCAUUGAACUUGUCAUCACCUUCUUGUUCUUUUUAUUGUAUCUGCUGCAUCUGCAAAGAGCACUGUCAUUCUUAUUUUGGCCCUUGGCUGAUGCUUUCAACUCCCUGGUAGCAGCGCUGUUUCUCUUCAUUGCAGGCCUGUGUGGAACAGUUAAAAAAAACAUUCCUGAAGAUUUAAUUGGAGGAGUGUUUUUCCUCAUCCUCUGUGCUCUCUGUAUAGCCGAUGCUGUUUUUCUCUUGAAGAAUAUUACUUUUAAUAGACCCCCAACAAGUAGGGAUAUUAUUCACAGAUAGAAGAAACAACCCACCAUUUAAUUUAUAAUCCAUUUAGUACACCUCUUGAACUAUAAGGCCGCUUCUGUCAUAUUUUCUGCAUAUAUUUCAAAAGGAUAGGAGCAUAAUUUGGCCAGUCAAACACGUCUGUUUAUUCCAGAAGCAGAAAAUGAAGCAUGUGUUUCUCUUUCCCAGCAAAAAUCAAUGUGGUGUAAAAAUGCAUUAACUUCAGGUGGAUUUUCCCCUUAUUUUUUUAAAAAUGUAAGGAUUUUAAUCUAAUGUAUUCAACUGUUUAAACAAUCUUUAAAUGAAACAUUCCGUAUGUGUUUUUAUAAAACAGUUCUAAAUGCUACAUUUCAACUGAUUUGCAGAUGUUCUUAAGUUUGUGAACUUUAUGGUUUGUGUUAAUUAGUAUUGUUUUAAUUAAAAAGCUUUUUUCUAAGUAA